This is a messenger RNA of Lutzomyia longipalpis, 1646 nucleotides long. Its product is annotated as vesicular glutamate transporter 1-like. The record is from RefSeq and is a predicted model, not a curated record. NCBI's taxonomy places the organism in Eukaryota, Metazoa, Arthropoda, Insecta, Diptera, Psychodidae. Gene Ontology annotation, biological process: monoatomic anion transport; transmembrane transport. Gene Ontology annotation, molecular function: transmembrane transporter activity. The coding region runs from base 87 to 1556 and encodes 489 amino acids. Gene Ontology annotation, cellular component: plasma membrane. The transcript is spliced from 6 exons.
AGUUAAUCGUGGAUCGUCCAAACUGAAACAUUCCUUGUUUAUUAUUGAAAUUGUAAGCUCUCUGUCCCAUAUUUUUUCCAUCCACAAUGGUCAACGAUCCCACAAUGGAGGGUGGUAGUAAAAGUGUGGAAAUUAGUGCUGAACAGUUGGAGGACUCUAAGAUUCCUUUCUGGAAGAAAAGGCGCUACCACGUUGUUGUCAUGGUCUUUCUAGGACUGUUUAAUCUCUACACCUUGAGGAUUAAUCUUAGUGUAGCUAUUGUGGCCAUGACUAAGAAAUACAACGUUACCCAAGACGAUGGAACGAUCGUUGAAGAGCAAGAAUUUGAUUUUGAUUCAAAGCAGGAAGGACUCAUCCUCAGUUCCUUCUUCUAUGGCUACAUAGCGACGCAACUUGUGGGAGGAUAUCUUGGAUCUAGAUUUGGGGGACAUUUGAUGUUCGGGAUUGGACUUGGACUAUCAGCUUUCUUAGCUCUGCUAAUUCCAGUUCUGGCUAAAACUCACCUUGCCCUGUUUCUCACAGCAAGGAUUCUUCAAGGAUUUUUCGGGGGUAUUGUUUUUCCCUCAGUAAUGGUCAUUUGGUCACAAUGGGCUCCCAUCUUUGAAAGAUCCCUAAUGGGGAAUAUUACCUACACAGGAGCCUAUGUUGGAACAAUAGCUGCUAUGCUUCUUUCUGGAGUCCUAAGCGUUGCGUGGGGAUGGGAAAGCAUCUUUUACUUCUUCGGUUCAAUUGGAUGUAUUUGGUACAUUGCAUGGAUUUUCGUGGUAAAAGCAAGUCCAGAACUAGAUCCUUUCAUCUCAGAAGCCGAAAAGAAGUACAUCAUGACAAGUAUUGGCGAUAAAGGACCUGCAAAACAGAUUUCUCAUCCUUGGAAGGAUAUUUUCACAUCACCAGCAGUUUGGGCUGUCGUUGUAGCAAAUUUUACAGCCAUGUGGGGCUUUUACACACUUCUAACUCAGCUUCCUAUGUUCCUCAAUGAUACCCUAAACUUCAACCUUGAUACAACAGGAUUUAUGUCUGCUAUACCCUACAUUGCAAUGGUUGGUCUCCUGUUUGUUUCCGGCUACCUAGCAGACUGGGUUCAGAUUAAGGGUUACCUAAGAACAGGUCAAGUUCGCAGAUAUUGGAAUUGUGGAGCUUUCAUAACUCAAAUGGCAUUUAUGCUCCUAACUGCCUUUGCAACGGAUCCUGUUUUAAGUAUGGUUUACAUAACACUUGCAGUAGGAGCUGGUGCUUUUCCAUGGUCAGGAUAUGUGGUGAAUGGGUUGGAUUUAGCACCAAGUCAUGCCUCCAUUAUUAUUGGCUUAUCAAAUACAUUUGGAACUCUUUCGGGGAUUCUUAGCCCAAUCAUCAUGGGAUACAUUGUGACAGAUAAGACUCGAGAACAGUGGCAGAUUGUCUUCUACAUAACAGCGGGGAUUUACCUUCUUGGCUCAAUCUUCUGUUGGUUCUUUGUGCGAGGAAGACUCCAACCAUGGGCGAAGAUUGAUCAAGAAAAGCUUGCAGCUAAAAAUGCAAAGUAUGACAGUGAUAAAACGACAUCUGUUCAACACUAAAAGUUGAGUACCUGGAUGUCUGCCGAGGAGGCAAAUAUAUAUUAAAUGCAUGAGCAAUAAGAAGAAUAAAAAGAUUGUGAAAAAAUCUUA